Molecule: messenger RNA, 3252 nt
Organism: Antechinus flavipes (yellow-footed antechinus)
Lineage: Eukaryota; Metazoa; Chordata; Mammalia; Dasyuromorphia; Dasyuridae
Gene: SERPINB2
Product: serpin family B member 2
Exons: 8
Coding region: 1280-2689 (469 amino acids)
Biological process (GO): negative regulation of endopeptidase activity
Molecular function (GO): serine-type endopeptidase inhibitor activity
Source: RefSeq, a predicted model, not a curated record
GCGUUAUUAAGAAAUCAAAUGGUUUAUAAUUAUAAUGGAGUAUGAUCAUUAUCAUAUGUCUGAUCAGAGCAUUUUCUACAUGAACAAUAGAUGCCUAACUCUAUAAUCCUGUGAAAUGGAAGACACACCUUUCCCAGGGGUCCCUCUUCUUGGAAGUUGAUGAGUAAAGGCCAACUGGAGCAGUAUUUCAUCAUUAUUUGCACUCUGUGUUGACAGAGGAUCUUUAUGAGAACAUCAAAACAUGGGAGUUGAUCAGAAGGAGGCAGUGGCCAGGGAAGUCAUCACAUCUAAUGCUCUUGUGUUUACUUCCACAUCUGAUUUCAGGUGUAUAUUAUCUCAGGUUCUAUUGAUUUACAAAUGUUCCUAAUUCUACUUCAGAUGUGCACAUCCUUAUUUUUGAUUGGCCAUAUCCCUCACCUGAUCAAGAAAUGGUGAUGGGUUUCCAGUGAUACUAGACGACAAUACCAACUCUGUUGAACCUUUAAAACCCUCCACUAUUUGAUUCAACUUCCCUUUCCAGAUUCAUUUCAUAUGACUUCCCCUUAAGCACUGUCACAAUCCAGUCAACUGGGCCUAUUUGCUCUCCUCUAUAAAUGAAAUGCCUUCCCUUUACACCUUCCUUUCUUGGAAUCCUGAUCUCCCCUCAAGGUUCAAUUCAAGUGCCACCUCCUAUGAGGUUUUGCUUGGUUCUCUAGUUCCUAAUUCAUACCCCCCAAUUCUUUUUCCAACUUAUUUUGUAUAUGUUUUGAUACAUCUUUGAUGGAUGCAAGUCAACUCUCUGUAUGAAAAUUCUGACCCUGAAUCAUAUUUAGUCUAUAAAGAGUGUUUUUAUUAAUAUUUCAUUAAAACUUGAAUACUUCAAUGAGCAUGAAACCCAUCGUAAAGCCACAUGAUACAUUGUCAAGAGUGCUCAAUUCAGCCAAAGGACCUGAUUCCAAAUCCCAAUGCUACUAGUGACUAUCUGAGUGAACUUUUAAGUUUAUUUUUUUCCUCCAUUUAAUAGUAUUUUAUUUUUUCUAAUUACAUGCAUAGAUAAUUUUCAAUAUUUAUUUUUGUAAGAUUUUGAGUUCCAAAUUUUUCUCUUUCCUUUCUUCUCUCCCCCUUCUUGAAGACAACAAGAAAUCUGAUAUAGAUUACAGACAUUUACAAUAAUUUUAAGCAUAUUUCCAUAUCAGUCAUGUUGUAAAAGAAAAAUCAGAACUAAAGAGAAAAACCAUGAGAAAAAAAAGUGAAAUAGUAUGCUUUGAUCUGCAUUCAGCCUCCAUAGUUCUUUCUCUGGAUGUGGAUGUCAUUUUCCAUCACAAGUCUAUUGGAAUUGUCUUGGAUCACUGUAUUGCUGAGAAGAGCUAAGUCUAUCAUAGUUGAUCAUCGCACAAUGUUGCUGUUACUGUGUACAAUGUUCUCCUGGUUCUGCCCACUUCACUCAGCAUGUGUUCAUGCUGAAACAAUAAUGGAGAACUUGCAAGCAGCAAACACAGAAUUUGCCUUCAAUUUUUUCAAGAUUCUGAGUCAAAAAAAUGAAUAUCAGAAUGUCUUCUUUGCCCCUUGGAGUAUCUCAUCCACCCUAGGCAUGGUCUAUAUGGGUGCUAAGGGUAAUACAGCAAAGCAGAUGGCCAAGGUACUUGAGUUUAACAAAGUCGGAGGAGAUGAGGUUGAUAUCCCUCAAAUGACAAGUUGUGGGAUAAUGCAGCAAAUCCAGAAGAAACCUUAUCCUGUUGCCAUUCAGAAGAUACAAGCUGAAAACAAUAUCAACUCCUCCUUCAAGGCUCUCAGUGAUGCUAUUAACCAAAGUUCAGAGAAAUACAUUCUUGAAAGUGCCAAUAAGCUCUUUGGAGAGAAGUCCUCAAGAUUCAAGGAAGAAUACCUGAGGCUUUGCAAGGAGUAUUACUCUGCUGAACCACAAUCUGUUAACUUCAGAGAAGAUGCGAAUGAAGCUAGAAAGGAGAUCAACUCCUGGGUUGAAACUCAGACAAAAGGUAAAAUACUAGAACUGUUACCUGAGGGAUCUGUGGAUGAUGAGACCAGGUUGGUCCUGGUAAAUGCUAUUUAUUUCAAAGGAAAAUGGAAAACUCCAUUCCAGAAUAAAGCAAAAAGACCACAGCCUUUCCGAGUGAACUUGACUGAGCGUAAACCUGUACAGAUCAUGUACCUACAAGAUAAGUUGCACAUUGGCUACAUCAAAGAAUUGAAGGCUCAGAUUCUGGAACUCCCAUAUGAAGGUGAUGUCAGCAUGUUUAUCUUGCUUCCUGAUGAAAUUGCCGACUCUUCCACUGGGUUGGAAUUGCUAGAAAGAGAAAUGACCUAUGAAAAAAUUAAUCAGUGGAUCGAAAAUGCCACAAUGGAGAGCAAUGAUGUUCAUGUGUUCCUUCCCAAGUUCAAGUUGGAAAAUAAUUAUGAACUCAAGCCCAUCCUGCAGAGCAUGGGAAUGAAAGAUGCUUUUAAUAUAAGCCAAGCCAAUUUUUCAGGAAUGUCAGAGGGAAAUGAUCUCUUUCUAUCUGAAGUGUUCCAUCAAGCUGCAGUAGAAGUCAAUGAAGAGGGCACAGAAGCAGCUGCUGGCACUGGGGGUGUCAUGUCAGGGCGAACUGGCCACAUUGGACUGCAAUUUGUGGCAGAUCAUCCUUUUCUUUUCUUUAUCAGGCAUAACAAAACCAAUACCAUCCUUUUCUUUGGCAGAUUCUGCUCCCCCUAAAAUAGAAACAUUCGUUUUUUGCAUAGGAUCUCAUACUAUGAGCAGUAAAUCUCAAAAUUCUUAUCUAGCAGUGCAAAAAAGCCCAGAGGCUUUUUCCAUCAUGUAACCAUUUCUUUGGGCAAGUUUGAUAAAUUAGAAAUGGUUAACUGCUCUAAUAGAGCAAUCAGUUUAAUAGAAAUGGAAAGCAUGAUUUGUACGCAAAAUGAGAACAUUGAUUUGACUGUUCAUCAUUAGUUUAUUUUAAAAUAUAAUUUUUGUUGUGUUAUUUAUUAAUUUAUAAUAUGGUAUUUUAUAAAUAUUAAUAACCAUUUAAUCUGUUUAUAAAACUAAUGAAGCCAUAAUCUGUCAAUAGAAAAAUUGGCCUUCUAAUAAUGCAUUCAGUCAUUGCGUCCUGUAAUAGUGAUUGUAAAAUAUUCCCCCUCCGUCAACUCCAUGGGAAAGUUAGUAUAAUAAGAAUGUAAAAAAAAAAAAAAACUUAUAAAGGAAAAUUAAACCAUAUGCAUAUAUGUCUCAGAGAUGUAAUAGAAAUGGCAAAGCAAAAAUAAAUAAUGUCAUUAAAAUUA